Messenger RNA from Salmo salar (Atlantic salmon), 1511 nucleotides. Lineage: Eukaryota; Metazoa; Chordata; Actinopteri; Salmoniformes; Salmonidae. The record is from RefSeq and is a predicted model, not a curated record.
GUGAAACAAGCGUUCCCCCACCACUCUACCCUCGAUCGGAUGGUCGAAAACCAGAUGAAAUCCUCAUAGUGGUCCGCCGCGUCGUCCUCUCCCCAGACGGCGUUGGCCCACUCCAGAGCCAAUCCAGAGCCUUCCCGGAUAGACAGCAGAUGAGGGCUCGCUCUCACAUCCCGAAGGAGCCAGGUGGACGGUCGCCAGAUCUCUCUCUUCCAGCAUCUCUGAGUGUCAGUCCUGACAGAUCUCAGUUCUUUGAAUAUGAGUCUGUCUCUCUGAGCUGUGAGGUUCAGGGGAACUCUGCUAGAUGGAGAGUGGUGAGGAACACAGAGAGAGGAAUCCUUUCAGAGUGUAAUACUGACUGGGGAAAACAACAAGGGUCUUCAUGCAUUGUAUCACUAAUAACAUCAGACAGUGGAGUGUACUGGUGUGAGUCUGGGUCUGGAGAACACAGCAAUGCUGUCAACAUCACAGUACAUGAUCUCUCUGUUCCAGCCUCUCUGAGUGUCAGUCCUGACAGAUCUCAGUUCUUUGAAUAUGAGUCUGUCUCUCUGAGCUGUGAGGUUCAGGGGAACUCUACUGGAUGGAGAGUGGUGAGGAACUCAGAGAGAGGAAUCCUUUCAGAGUGUCAUACUGACUGGGGAAAACAACAAGGUUCUUCAUGCAUUGUGUCACUAAUAACAUCAGACAGUGGAGUGUACUGGUGUGUGUCUGGGUCUGGAGAACACAGCAAUGCUGUCAACAUCACAGUACCUGCUGGAGCUGUGAUCCUGGAGAGCCCUGCCCUUCCUGUGACUGGGGGAGAUUCUGUGACUCUGCGCUGCAGAUAUCAGGGAACUCCCUCUAACCUCACAGCUGUUUUCUACAAAGAUGGAUCCCUCAUCAGGACUGAGACUACAGGAGAGAUGACCAUCCCUGCAGUAUCCAAGUCAGAUGAAGGACUCUACAAGUGUACCAACUCUGAAGGAGAAUCACCAGAGAGCUGGAUGACAGUGACAGAUCUCUCAGAUCUCUCUCUUCCAGCCUCUCUGAUUGUGAGUCCUGACAGAUCUCAGUUCUUUGAAUAUGAGUCUGUUUCUCUGAGCUGUGAGGUUCAGGGGAACUCUGCUGGAUGGAGAGUGGUGAGGAACACAACGAGAGGAAUCCUUUCAGAGUGUAAUACUGACUGGGGAAAACAACAAGGGUCUUCAUGCAUCGUGUCGCUAAUACUAUCAGACAGUGGAGUGUACUGGUGUGAGUCUGGGUCUGGAGAACACAGCAAUGCUGUCAACAUCACAGUACAUGCUGCAGGUCCAACUCCCAUUCCAUCUCCAGCAGUCCCAGUGUUGUCCAUGUCUCUACCCAGACUGUUGUGUAUUCUACUGGUGGGGUCUCCCUACCUGCUGGUGACCAUCAUACUGCUGGUGAAAUACUGCAGGAGCAGGGCUCAAGGGGAAACCAGGGUACCCAGGAAGACCCACCAAGACCAAUUAGGUGAUCAUGUUGAAGAAGAGUGAGGCUGAGAUCACCUGAUCACC